This is a messenger RNA of Penicillium soppii, 318 nucleotides long. RefSeq names its product Monooxygenase FAD-binding. Gene Ontology annotation, molecular function: FAD binding. The record is from RefSeq and is a predicted model, not a curated record. Bases 1 to 318 code for a protein of 105 amino acids. Lineage: Eukaryota; Fungi; Ascomycota; Eurotiomycetes; Eurotiales; Aspergillaceae. The transcript has a single exon.
AUGUCAGCAGCCGGUCUGACACAUCUAGAAGAGGGCAUCUUGAAACACUGGAGUCUAGGGCGGAUCGUGCUUGUCGGAGAUUCCUGUCAUAAAUUCACAACCCAUCUCAAGCUCGGAUUCAACAAUGGAGUUCAGGAUGUGGUGGUAUUGUGCAAUGCUCUCCGAGCGGCGAUUGAAAACAUAACAAAUCGGAACCCGGAUCUUGCUACCCUGACAGAGAUGUUUGUGGGAUGUGAGACGCUUCGUAAGAGUCCGGAGUGUUCGCUCGUUGCCGAUUUGGCGAAUUCGGGAUUGGAGACGCGCAUGCAUACGUGGUGA